AUGGUGAAUACAACCUUCUCUUUCAUAUCUAAAUCACCGCCACAUAGACUCGAUGAUACAGACUUGGAUAAGGCCGAGCUGAAUAACAUCGUUAAUUCUCUUGUCAAUGAAACGAUACUAGUAGAGUCAGCUAAGAAAACAUUUGGCUUAACAAAUAAGAGAUGCUAUGUAAAAAAUACAGACAACAAAUGGUUUAAUGCUGAUUGCAGAAAUGCACGUAAUGAUUUUCAUACAAAUAAAAAGAAGUAUAGAUCUGUUAAAUCUGACAGAAAUAUAAAUGAAAUGUUGAAGGCAAUUGGAAAGAAAGUUCUACAACUUAUAUUGAUCAUCUCAACACCUCAGUCCAAAUGGAAUCCAUCGUCACGAAGGAUUAUGACUGAAGAACAUUUUACACUUUCCGAAGCUGAGAAAGCCGAGCUGCUGAAUGCAGUAACGAGUGGAGGUGUCCCUGGGUUGAUUAAACACAUCCAGAUGAAAAACUGUGAAUGGAAAAAGAUCCCACUAAAUAUUGCAAUUACUGGCGCAUCCGGAGUUGGAAAGUCGAGUUUCAUUAAUGCCAUCCGUGGAUUAACGGCAGACGAUGAAGGCGGUGCUCAUGUCGAUGUUGUUGAAGCUACUAAAGAUGUUAAGCCGUACACUCAUCCCGAAAAUGAGAAUAUGGUGUUCUGGGACCUUCCAGGAGUUGGAACCCCAAAGUUUCCCAGAGAAAAAUACCUAAAAAUAAUGAAUUUUGAUAGCUUUGACUUCUUCCUCAUUCUAGCUGCAGGUCGAUUCAAAAAUAACGAUCUGUGAUUGGCAAAAGAAAUUACCGAACGUAAGAAAAUUUUUCACUUUGUUCGGACACAAUUAGACGUUGAAGUGUCAAAUGACAAGAAAGGACAUCCUAAGUCCCAUAAGAAAGACAAUGUCAUAGAGAAAGUUCGAGCCGACUGUCGGAACAUCCUAGACGAAAAUGGCUUUUCUGAAAUGUCGGUUUUUCUCAUCGACAGCUAUUGUCCUUUUGACUUUGAUUUUAAUUCAUUGACAACAACCCUGAUCGAUGAAACCCUUGAUCGUAAAAGGGAAGCCAUGGUAUUGUCCAUGUUUCUGAUUACAGAUGGAGUUUUAGAAAGA
Messenger RNA from Mercenaria mercenaria, 1113 nucleotides. Its product is annotated as interferon-inducible GTPase 1-like. The coding region runs from base 1 to 792 and encodes 263 amino acids. Gene Ontology annotation, cellular component: membrane. The transcript is spliced from 4 exons. NCBI's taxonomy places the organism in Eukaryota, Metazoa, Mollusca, Bivalvia, Venerida, Veneridae. The record is from RefSeq and is a predicted model, not a curated record. Gene Ontology annotation, molecular function: GTPase activity; GTP binding.